GUUGAGUGGACCCGAGCGAACGACGCAGGGGAACAACUCGUCGGACUUGUGCCGUGUGUGCGUCGACAGUAUUCUUUAACCUAGAUGACGACGCUUGACGGUAUAACAGUGUUACCGCGAGUGCAAGUUAGUUAGUUAGUGUCAUUAUUCCGCAUCAAGUGUCGAUAUACGGGACGUGUGCGCCCUCGUGGGACUCGCCUAAGACAAGGCUAAGACCGGCAAAAUGUUUGACGUUUUCGGGUCCGUGAAGGGCUUGCUCAAGCUCGACUCGGUAUGCAUCGACAACAACGUAUUCCGUCUCCACUACAAGGCUACAGUGAUUAUUCUAAUCGCCUUCAGCCUUCUCGUCACCUCGCGACAGUACAUCGGGGAUCCGAUCGACUGCAUAGUCGACGAUAUUCCGUUAAACGUUAUGGACACUUACUGUUGGAUCUACUCGACGUUCACUUUGCCGAACAUUGGCGGUGAGGUCGGUAAAGACAUCGUGCAGCCGGGCGUCGGGGCUCUGAAGGCAGGAGACAAUGAGAAAAAGUACCACAAGUAUUAUCAAUGGGUAUGUUUCACUCUGUUCUUCCAAGCGAUACUCUUCUACGUGCCCCGUUACCUCUGGAAGUCCUGGGAGGGCGGUCGCAUCAAGAUGUUGGUACUCGACCUGAACUGUCCCGUCGUGAACGACGACUGUAAGUCGGACCGCAAGAAACUCCUCGUCGACUACUUCACGUCGAAUAUGCACACGCAGAACUUCUACGCGUUCAGAUUCUUCGUGUGCGAGAUAUUGAACUUCGUAAACGUUGUCGGUCAGAUAUAUUUCAUGGACUUCUUUUUGGACGGCGAGUUCAGCACCUACGGCGCCCAGGUGGUCGGCAUGACGGAAAUGGACCCGGCGGACAGAAUCGACCCGAUGUCCCGGAUCUUUCCCAAGGUUACAAAGUGCACCUUCCACAAAUACGGUCCCUCCGGAAGCGUGCAGCCGUUCGACGGACUCUGCAUUCUGCCGCUGAACAUCGUAAACGAGAAGAUCUACGUGUUCCUCUGGUUCUGGUUUAUCGUCCUCGCGAUCCUGAGCGGCCUUAGCCUCGCCUACCGCGCCGCCGUCGUCGCCGGGCCAAAGCUACGGUUGAUCCUCCUUCGCGCCCGAGCUCGCCUAUCGCCGCAGACGCAGAUCGAGACCAUCGCCCGGAAGUGCCAGAUCGGCGACUGGUUCGUUCUUUACCAACUCGGGAAGAACAUCGAUCCUUUGAUAUACAAGGAGCUCGUUGCCGACCUCGCCGACAAGCUGGAUGGCAAGGACCCCGUCUAACAACCCUAGACUCGAUCGUCGUUUUUGAUGAAUUUUAGAGUUGUCGCGCCAUGUCCGAGGAUGCAGUUUCAAUAUUAACCACUAAUUUCAUAUUAUACACGCGAUCAAAUUUACCUAUAGUUGUUGAUAGAAAAGGAAAGGAAACUAAUAGUAUAAACAACUCCGAGACUUUGGCGUAGGCUCUAAUUGUGAUAAACACAGGGGUCGGCGUCCACGCGAUGCUGCAGAACACUCGAGUUAACGGUAAAUGCAUCAUGGCGAUCGCGUCUCAUUUCUAGAAAACGAUACGUGCAUUGAUCAUAGGUAAUCACUCCAUGUGCGAUCAUCAUUAAGUAAUAUCUAGGAGACGUUUUCAAGGGUUGUAAAACUGCUCCGCAGGAUGCACGCUGUGCGUGUGUCUAUAUAUAUACACAUAUAUACACAUAUAUAUAUGUACAUACACGUAUGUAUGUAGAUAUGCAUGUAUAUGUACAUAUU
Molecule: messenger RNA, 1777 nt
Organism: Diprion similis
Lineage: Eukaryota; Metazoa; Arthropoda; Insecta; Hymenoptera; Diprionidae
Gene: Inx2
Product: innexin inx2
Exons: 1
Coding region: 224-1300 (358 amino acids)
Biological process (GO): phototransduction
Cellular component (GO): gap junction; plasma membrane
Molecular function (GO): gap junction channel activity
Source: RefSeq, a predicted model, not a curated record